AUGUCGUCGCCUUUGACUCCCACGCCCGCGUCACGGCCCGGUGCGCCCUGGCGGCUCGCCUCGGUGGCCGUCAUGAGCAGCGUCGGGGCCGCAUCACGAGCAUUCCUCUACGGCCUCAACCGGGUCGAGGUCACGGGGCUGGACAACCUGCUGGGCGUGCUGGACCGCCGCAAAAACGGGCAGCGAGACCGCGGCCUGCUGACUGUGUGCAACCACGUCUCCGUACUCGAUGAUCCCCUGAUCUGGGGCAUUCUCCCGCUGCGGUACGCCGUCGACGUCGAGAACCUCCGCUGGGGCCUCGGUGCCCACGACAUCUGCUUCAAGAACCGCUUCUUGUCGGCCUUCUUCAGCUACGGCCAGGUGCUGCCCACCCACCGGCUGUGGCACUCGCCGCAAGGGGGCUUAUACCAGCCCACCAUUGCCCAGGCAAUCAAGCUCCUCUCCAGCCCGUCAUCCGUCAUCAAGCCCUCCGACAUGACCUUUUCCACAAACGGCACCGACUGCUUCGUCUCGCCCUCUGCCUUUGCCGCCAACCACUAUGCCUGGGUCCACAUCUUCCCCGAGGCCUGCUGCCACCAGAACCCCGACAGUACCCUGCGCUACUUCAAAUGGGGUGUAUCCCGCCUGAUUCUCGAGAGCGACCCGGCACCCGAGUUUGUCCCCAUGUUCAUCCAUGGCACGCAGAACAUCAUGUCCGAAGAUAGAGGGUUCCCGCGUUUCCUGCCGCGCAUAGGCCAGCGAGUACGAGUCAUGAUUGGGAAACCAACCGACGUCGACAGCCUCUUUGGCCACUAUCGCACUUCUUGGAAGCGGUUGGUUGAGAAGAGCGGCGACCCCGAUCAGCUGAGACACGAUCCAGAGGCGGUGCAGCUCAGGGUCGAAGUUGCAAAGGCGGUUCGCGACGAGAUUCAAAAGCUCAGGUUGAGCAUGGGAUUCGCUCCGGAGGAAGACGAAACAGCCGCCCUUGCCGAGACGUGGUCCAAGGAGCCGAAUAAACGUAAAUUCAAGAGCCCCGUAGAUGGGAGCCUUGUCAAUAGACACUGA
This is a messenger RNA of Trichoderma aggressivum f. europaeum, 1044 nucleotides long. RefSeq lists its product as uncharacterized. The transcript is spliced from 2 exons. Gene Ontology annotation, biological process: cardiolipin acyl-chain remodeling; inner mitochondrial membrane organization. The record is from RefSeq and is a predicted model, not a curated record. Lineage: Eukaryota; Fungi; Ascomycota; Sordariomycetes; Hypocreales; Hypocreaceae. The coding region runs from base 1 to 1044 and encodes 347 amino acids. Gene Ontology annotation, molecular function: 1-acylglycerophosphocholine O-acyltransferase activity. Gene Ontology annotation, cellular component: mitochondrial membrane.